AUGGUCGCCAUCGAACAGAUUCGCAAUGAACUGGCUCAAGCCUCACCUUCUGGGCGCCAACUUGUCGCCGUCUUUGUCGGCGGCACUAGCGGUAUCGGUGAAAGCACCGCUCGGGAACUUGUUCGAUAUUCUACCAGUCCCCGGAUCUACCUGAUAGGAAGAAGCCAAGAUCAGGCAGAUCGUAUUAAAACAGAGUUCGCAUCGCUGAAUCCAGCCAGCGAUGUGUGUUUUGUCCAAUCCGAUGCCUCGCAACUCCGUAAUGUGGACAACCUGUGCGAUAAGAUCAAAGCACAAGAGGAACGACUCGAUGUUUUAUUUCUCAGCGCCGGCAUAUUUCAUCUUAGAGGGCGGGAAGAAACACCCGAUGGUCUCGAUCGCAAGAUGGCUCUUGACUUUUACUCCCGGUUGCGUUUCACCGAAAACCUAUUGCCCCUGCUGAGGCGCGCCUCAAGCUUGAGCAGCUCCCAAUCUACUAGAGAGCUAUUGCCGGCGGGUGGUCGGGUCAUAUCAGUCCUUGGGGGAGGCAAAGAGACGUCUAUCGAUGAAUCUGACUUGUCUCUAACGCGCAAGUAUACUUUGAAAGCUUCGACUGAUAAUGCAGUGACCAUGACUACGCUCUCAUUCCAACGUCUCGCCGCAGAACCCGAGAAUGCUAAUGUGGCAUUCUUCCAUACCUCCCCCGGCAUGGUCAAAACGAACGGGGAUCGUGAACUGAACUUUGUUAUCAGACUGUUGGUGUCCACAGUAUCUUAUGUUUUCAGACCGUGGGUCACAUCGACAGAAGAGACUGGCAAGCGUCAUCUUUGGGCGGCCGUUAGUGAUAGCUUCAGAGGCGGACAAGUCUACUUGCUUGACCGAACAAGCGAGCGCGCGGAGAACUCCAAGGUUUUGAACAGACUUCAUGAGGAAGGACUUUCCGACCGUGUGUGGGAACACACCCGGGAGGUUUUUAGCAGGAUUCCUACUGGUGAUAAUCACAACGUUUAG
This is a messenger RNA of Clonostachys byssicola, 987 nucleotides long. The record is from the annotation of a GenBank genome assembly. Lineage: Eukaryota; Fungi; Ascomycota; Sordariomycetes; Hypocreales; Bionectriaceae.